CACCAAGGGGAGACGGGAUUUCCGCUUCCGGCGCGCCUCGCUCUGGUCCCUGCGGCUGGCGGCCGAGCCUUGUGCCUCCGCCAUAUUGUCUGUGUGCGGCCGGCGGGCGGGCGGCGAGCGGGCGGCCGCGGCAGUUGGAAGAAUCUGAGGCCUUUAUCUUCUGUCCAGCUCUGCAGUUUGGGUAGCCUCUGAUUUCAGACAUCUCAUCAUUUCCACCUGCCAACCUGUCUGAUAUGUCGGGACCCGUGCCGAGCAGGGCCAGAGUUUACACGGACGUGAACACACACAGACCCCGGGAGUACUGGGACUAUGAGUCGCAUGUUGUUGAGUGGGGAAAUCAAGAUGACUACCAGCUAGUUCGAAAAUUAGGCCGAGGCAAAUACAGUGAAGUAUUUGAAGCCAUCAACAUUACAAAUAAUGAAAAAGUAGUUGUUAAAAUUCUCAAGCCUGUUAAAAAGAAGAAAAUCAAGCGUGAAAUCAAAAUCUUAGAGAACUUGCGAGGCGGUCCCAAUAUAAUCACUCUUGCAGAUAUAGUAAAAGAUCCUGUGUCUCGGACACCUGCUUUGGUUUUUGAACAUGUAAACAACACAGACUUUAAGCAAUUAUACCAGACAUUAACAGAUUAUGAUAUUCGAUUCUACAUGUAUGAGAUUUUGAAGGCUCUAGAUUACUGCCAUAGCAUGGGAAUCAUGCACAGAGAUGUCAAACCUCAUAACGUCAUGAUUGACCAUGAGCACAGAAAGCUUAGACUAAUAGACUGGGGUUUGGCUGAAUUCUAUCACCCUGGCCAAGAGUACAAUGUCAGAGUGGCUUCCAGAUAUUUCAAAGGACCUGAGCUUCUUGUAGAUUAUCAGAUGUACGAUUACAGUCUGGAUAUGUGGAGCUUGGGUUGCAUGUUGGCUAGUAUGAUAUUCCGAAAGGAGCCAUUUUUCCAUGGCCAUGACAACUAUGAUCAGCUGGUGAGGAUAGCCAAGGUGCUGGGAACAGAAGACCUGUAUGACUACAUUGACAAAUACAACAUUGAACUGGAUCCACGUUUCAAUGACAUCUUGGGCAGACACUCCCGUAAGCGAUGGGAGCGCUUUGUUCACAGUGAGAACCAACAUCUGGUGAGUCCAGAAGCUCUGGAUUUCUUAGACAAGCUGUUGCGAUACGAUCACCAGUCACGACUCACAGCGAGAGAAGCCAUGGAACACCCCUACUUCUAUCCCAUCGUGAAAGACCAGGCUCGGAUGGGCUCGUCCAACAUGCCGGGUGGCAGCACUCCUGUCAGCAGUGCCAGUAUGAUGUCAGGGAUUUCUUCAGUGCCAACACCUUCACCCCUUGGACCUCUAGCAGGCUCACCCGUCAUUUCUGCCACCACCACUCUGGGGAUGCCCGUUCCAGCUGCUGCAGGCGCCCAGCAGUAGUGAUGGGCUCUGUCUCCUGCUGCCUGAGCUGAGUCAGGUGGGGAAGAGGUUUCCCCCCCCUCCACCUCUCCUCAGGACGCAGCUCGUGCCUGGCAGGGGAAGGGAGGGGACGAACGCUUUGGAGGCACCGUGUCUGAACUGUUGCUUGUGGAUUUAUAGUAGUUCAGUCAUUAUAUACAAAAUUAUUAUAGGCUGA
Molecule: messenger RNA, 1605 nt
Organism: Calidris pugnax (ruff)
Lineage: Eukaryota; Metazoa; Chordata; Aves; Charadriiformes; Scolopacidae
Gene: CSNK2A1
Product: casein kinase 2, alpha 1 polypeptide
Exons: 13
Coding region: 234-1409 (391 amino acids)
Biological process (GO): protein phosphorylation
Cellular component (GO): protein kinase CK2 complex; nucleus; cytosol
Molecular function (GO): ATP binding; protein serine/threonine kinase activity
Source: RefSeq, a predicted model, not a curated record